Messenger RNA from Durio zibethinus, 1241 nucleotides. Its product is annotated as tetraspanin-3-like. Gene Ontology annotation, biological process: auxin-activated signaling pathway. The record is from RefSeq and is a predicted model, not a curated record. Gene Ontology annotation, cellular component: membrane. Lineage: Eukaryota; Viridiplantae; Streptophyta; Magnoliopsida; Malvales; Malvaceae.
ACACCUUCAUCAAACAAAUCCAUGUCAUUGCAUUAACUUGUAAGUAGCUUCUCUCAGCAGAGAAGAAAAAAAAACACUGUAAAAGAAGCAGAUUACACUUACCAGAGAGAUCAAAAGAGGAAGCAAAAAAAAAAAAGAAAAGCAAAACCAGAAAGAUGAGAGCCAGCAACCAUUUGAUAGGGUUAUUAAACUUCUUGACUUUUUUGUUGUCAAUAGUAAUCUUGGGUGGUGGAAUAUGGCUAAGCAGCAGAGCCAACGACACAGAUUGUCUCAAGUUCUUACAGUGGCCACUGAUAGUCAUAGGAGCCUCAAUCAUGGUUGUUUCCUUAGCAGGUUUCGCCGGCGCGUGUUACAGAAACACCUUCUUGAUGUGGCUAUACCUCUUUGUCAUGUUCUUCAUCAUCGGCGCGCUCAUCGGCUUCAUAAUCUUUGCUUAUGCUGUGACAGAUAAAGGGUCAGGGCGGCCAGUGAUGAACAAAGGUUAUUUGGAGUAUUACUUGCAGGACUACUCUGGUUGGCUCAAAGACCGAGUGGUAGAUGACAAAUAUUGGGCUAAGAUUAGCUCUUGUAUUAGUGAUUCUAAAGUUUGCAGCAAGAUGGGAAGAAAUUUUAAUGGUGUCCCCGAAACUUAUGAUAUGUUUUCUAUGAGGAAGCUUAGCCCUAUUGAGUCUGGUUGCUGCAAGCCUCCAACAGACUGUGGCUUUGUCUAUGUCAACGAGACGCUAUGGAACCCAGGAGGAGGAUUGAUCGGAACUGACCUCAACUGCUCAAAAUGGAGCAAUGACCAACAGCUGCUGUGCUAUCAGUGUGACUCCUGCAAGGCCGGUGUGCUUGGCAGCCUCAAGAAGAGCUGGAGGAAGGUGUCGGUGAUCAACAUUGUUGUGCUUAUCCUCCUAGUGAUCUUUUAUGUCAUUGGCUGCGCCGCUUUCAGAAACAAUAAGAGGAUUGAUAAUAAUGAACCUUAUGGCGAGGCACGGAUGACAAAAGCACAACCAAGUAGGAUCCAGCUGUAGAAAGAUACUAAAAUACAUUUUAGACGUAAGUGGAAGCUUCGCUUUAUUGAGGAGAAUGUAUGUGUUUCCGUGUACCAUUUUAGGAAUGGUUUGUGUGAAAUAACAAGUGAACUUGAAUUUGGUUUGAUUUUUUAAAGUUGUUUUUGUAUAUGUUGGCUUUCAUGGUAUUCAAGCACAUUCUGACACUUUUUUUUUUUUCAAAAAUGUUUUAUGCUAACAUUGCUUUCC